Molecule: messenger RNA, 375 nt
Organism: Alternaria arborescens
Lineage: Eukaryota; Fungi; Ascomycota; Dothideomycetes; Pleosporales; Pleosporaceae
Exons: 1
Coding region: 1-375 (124 amino acids)
Biological process (GO): silent mating-type cassette heterochromatin formation
Cellular component (GO): rDNA heterochromatin; SHREC complex
Source: RefSeq, a predicted model, not a curated record
AUGCCGCCCAAUCGGGUUGUAGUCCGACUCGUCCCUGGCUGCUCUGAUGGCGAUCCCCUUCACGUCCCCGCGCCUGGGGUGUACACUCGCGUCGAUCCUCCAACUGUAUACUUGGAGAAAAUCGGCCAGCAAUGGAUGGAGGCUCGAAAAGAGGCUCGGCCAGGGGUCCAGUACAUCCUCGAAGCCCUGCCAUUCGGAUACUCGCUAUGGCAGCGUCCUCGGCCAUCCAACCCAGCUCACUUUGAUCGCUAUCUUUAUGGACAUCCUGGAAAGAAGCCUUUCGAUUCUCCAAACCGCUUCUUCCCUCAUUUUGAGUAUACAGUACUAAGACAUAAGUCUGUUCGCGCUAAACGCACGGGCCCAACAACAACAUGA